AUGGCGACCAAGACGAUGCCCUUUGCCCUCAAGGGCGGCCACACUGCCGGCAUCUUUGCCGACAUGUCCGUCGACGGCCCACCCAUUGGCACCCUCGUCACCGUCGUCGACAGGGCCAAGAACCUGCCCAACCGCAAGACAAUUGGGAAGCAGGAUCCUUACUGCGCGGCCAGGCUCGGCAAGGAGGCAAAGAAGACGGCCACUGAUGUCCGUGGCGGUCAGACGCCCAAGUGGGAUCAAGAACUGCGCUUCACCGUCCACGAUUCCCCCGACUACUACCAGCUCAAAAUCUCCAUCUUCACCGACGACAAGAAGACGGACCUCAUUGGGGACGCCUGGAUAGACCUCAAGGCCAUCAUCGUCCCCGGAGGCGGCCAAAACGACGUGUGGCAGACCCUCAUGUGCAAGGGCAAGUACGCCGGCGAGAUUCGACUUGAAAUCACCUACUACGACAGUCGGCCAAAGCCCGACAAGCCGGCUGUUAAGCGCAGGCUCCCUAAUGCCUCGGACCAGGACAUGGGUUCGGUGAAGCAAAGGGCUGCCACCAAAAGACGGCCUCUGCCGUCUGACCCCGUCACUGGCGAGGCCCCGUCACCUCCUCCGUCGGCUCCCCAGCCCGCGGUACAUGCGUCCCCAGACCAUCACCAGCAAACGCCACCACGACCCCACGCCCAUGUCCCGACCCAAUCGCCGCUUCAGGCAGUAGAGUACAGUACCCCUGCGGCGCGCCAGCAUCCCGACCAGCCCAGGGAGGCGUACGACACGCCCUCGCGCCAUUACGACGAAAGUGCCUACGGGCCAAAUGUGGCCGGCUCUCCCUACGAUCAGCCCGUUUCGCGGGGCCAGCACUCUCCACUGCCGGAGCACCACACUGUGACGCUGCCCGAGGGAGACUGGGUGCAAUCUCAGCCGAUCGAGGACGAAUGCCCACCGCCACCGCCGGCGCAUCGCUCCAUGCCCAGCGGAGACGGCCAGGAGCUGGUGCGCCGGGGCAUUUACGACUCCCCGCCGCAGAUGGUGGCGCCCUCAACACCCAUGAGGCACGGGGUACUGAAGAGCGAGGCACUCAGGCACUCGGCCCCCACCUAUCCAGGCCGACCACUCUUCCGGCCCUAUGACCCAAAUUCGCCAGGCUCGAGUCCCUCCGAGUCCCACAACGGCUCUCCUGUCCCACCAAGGUAUCACUCGUACGAUCCUGCGAGCGACUCGCAGCACCGAUCGAUGCAGCCCACGGUGGAAGAUGUCCCGGAGUCUCCGCCAGGGGUUCUGGAGAGUUCUUACAAGCACGGUGGCCCGAGGUCCACCUCCAAUGACGAGAUGAUGUUCGAGUCGGCCCCUCGUUCGGAAACGAUGGAUCUCAUGCGCUCGCCCGCCGCAUCGUCGCGCCACGCGAGCCUGUCUCCUGGACACGGCCGCGGCGGGCUUCCGACUUCCGCAUCGCUCGUCCAUGUCAGGGACCAGUCGAAUGGCCUCAUGUAUCAGUCACUCAAGCGACAAAGCCAGCGCCCAAGCCCAAGACCUGAAUUUGAAGCGGGCCAGGCGCGCGGCUCUCCGGGCUGCGCCCUGCCAGAUGUCCCUGCGUCCCUGUCUCCUGGAAUGGACCCGGGCUUGUCUCGUGAGAUUUUGGAGCAAAUAUACGAGGAGCAUCGCCACGACGGCCGACAUGCAACGCCUCCUGGGACAACGCCGACGAGGGGUCGUCACGAUAACGACGAAUCCCAGGCAUACCGCUCCCACUCUCCAGGAUACGUGGCCCGUCUGUAUGAGGGCCGGCCCGAUGUGACCUACUCGGGAGGGCCAGAAACCCAGCUGGUCCGACGUGGUCACGCCUCACCUAGCCCGAGCCCGAGUCCGCAGCACAGAAUCCCGCGGAAAUCGGUGAGCCCUGGGCCGCCGGCGGCCGAGGACCGGAUGAUAUCCGAUACUCCUUUCAGCCCCGACUCGUACGACGCGCUGAAUCCUGCCCUGGGAUCGCCCCGGGAGCCCCGUCCGAAGACGGAACGAAUCGAAAUGGGCGGCAAGAUCAUCACACACGAUGGGCGGGAAGUUGACCCGUCGGACCACUUGCCAAUGGAGUCGUGGGCUCCGGAGCCUGAGCCAAAGGGCGGCCAGAUGCAGGCGUCGCCAGAUUCCCGUAGCAGGCCCACUCCGUCGGGAGCUCAACCCAUGCCCCCCAGUGGCCGAAGGCCGCUUCGGAUUGCUCGCGCGCAGCCAAGCACGACGUCGCCGCCUUCAUAUCAUUUUGACGACAGCCCUCGCACGCCUCCGGUGUCUGGACGCGGUCGGCUUCAGAAGAAGGCCGCACGAGGACCCCCGGGGCCCUCGGCCGCCAUGUCCAGCCCUCUCGCACCCGUUUCAACGGACAACUUCCAAGAACGACAGAUUGUGUACACUCGAACGGGCGGACCCCGUCGCUGGGGCUCAUGGGAUUACCCCAACGAGAACCACGCACCGCAGCAUAACGCCGCUCCGCCGAUUCCGGCUAAGAUCCCCUUUACGGCGAUGAGCGGCGCCAACGGAGGGGGGGAGCUGGCAUUGAUGCACGAGAUGCAGCGGAUUGACAUCGGGUCCGGCAGGUCUAGACGCCGGGGAGGAUAUUGA
Messenger RNA from Hirsutella rhossiliensis, 2601 nucleotides. Its product is annotated as c2 domain-containing protein. The record is from RefSeq and is a predicted model, not a curated record. The transcript has 3 exons. Bases 1 to 2601 code for a protein of 866 amino acids. Lineage: Eukaryota; Fungi; Ascomycota; Sordariomycetes; Hypocreales; Ophiocordycipitaceae.